GCAUGGAGGGUUUCCUGGGAGAGUGGGGUGGCCUGGGUCUCCUGAAGGAAUUAGGGUUAUAUCCUCUGAAUCCAUGGAGGGGUCAUUCCCAAGGGAAACAAGGACACCUGUCUCCUGAAAAUAAAGGAGGCAGAGUGCCUGUUUUGCUUCCUCUCCUUUCUCUUCCCCUCCUCUGAGGGGGCCAGCUGGCAUUAGCUGGCAAGGAAUGCUACAUUUCUCAGCUAAGCCCCCAGGCAGAAGAAUUUAAAGGCUGAAGAGUUGUUGAAGGAUCAGACAUAAUUGCUUCAGGGGCUCAGGAGUUGCUGGGGGUGGGUGGUUUGGGUAGUUGAGUAGGCCUGAGGGCCCAGGGCUGGGGAAGUUGAAGAGGAUCUGGGACCCUCAGUGGACCUCUGGUGGGCUGUGCAGUUGAGGAGGGAGGGAGGGUAGGGAAGGGACACCCCACCCCACUCCCUUCUGGAGAUUCCUCUUUCCUUCCUCCUGGCAUCUCUAGGAAUUUGACUCUCACACUUUCAGAGACUCUGUGUCUCUGAGGGACAUUUAUUGGGCACCCACAGUGUACCAGGCUCUGAGAAUUACCAGGUGGCCAGGUCUUCCCAUAGAUGAAUCACACUUUCUGUGUCUCUCUCUGCUUCUCCUCCAUGUCUCUGACUAUUCCUCUCUCCAGUGUCCUGGGAGAUCCCCAAAAAGCCCUCCCCUGCCCCCUUUCCAGGUUCCCUGUAGAGAGGUGGCAGUUGCCAUGGUAACAAUGACACAGUGACCUUGGGCCUGGGCUAUCCCUCCCCCCAGCACUGGGAGGGCCCAUAAGCCAGAUCCCACCCGCCACCCCUUCUCAGCCAUAAUUACAGGAUCUCCUCACCGCUGCCCUGCCCUACCUGUCUCCUUGCUCCCUUGUCCCGGGUCAGGACAAGCCUUCUGUAUGAGCUGUAGAGAAAUGCCUCCUGCACCCAGUUUCCUGUGGGGUUGAAUGCCUCUCUCUGAGGCUCACUCUAGCUGCACCCCUACUCCCCCCCAUCUUUCUGACUGGACUGUCCCUCUGAUCACAGCCCCAGUCCUGGAUGGCUGGAGACAGAAGAGGAAGACUGAGGAUAGGAGGGGUCAUUCAAUUAAUAGGUCAAGGACUUCCGGCCUGCAGAUGUCAGAGAAGCAAAGGGACUUGUUCAAGGUACUGGCCCAGGCCCUGACUCCCUGAAGAGAGAUGAGGAAACCAAGAUUCAGAGAGGUUCAGACACUUACCCGAGGUCACAUAGCUAGUCUCCUCUCCCACUUGUCCCGCCUGCCCCCGGCACCAUGGCCCCAGGCCCCUUCUCCCCGGCGCUGCCCUCACCGCCGCCUGCUGCCCUGCCCUUCCUGCUGCUGCUCUGGGCCGGGGCCUCUCGUGGCCAGCCCUGUCCCGGCCGCUGCAUCUGCCAGAACGUGGCGCCCACACUGACCAUGCUGUGCGCCAAGACCGGCCUGCUCUUCGUGCCGCCCGCCAUCGACCGGCGCGUGGUGGAGCUGCGGCUCACCGACAACUUCAUCGCGGCCGUCCGCCGCCGCGACUUCGCCAACAUGAGCAGCCUGGUGCAUCUCACCCUCUCCCGCAACACCAUCGGCCAGGUGGCGGGCGGCGCCUUCGCCGACCUCCGCGCCCUUCGCGCCCUGCACCUCGACAGCAACCGCCUGGCGGAGGUGCGCGGCGACCAGCUCCGCGGCCUGGGCAACCUCCGCCACCUGAUCCUCGGCAACAACCAGAUCCGCCGGGUGGAGUCGGCCGCCUUUGACGCCUUCCUGUCCACCGUGGAGGACCUGGAUCUGUCCUACAACAACCUGGAGGCCCUGCCAUGGGAGGCGGUGGGCCAGAUGGUAAACCUCAACACCCUCACGCUGGACCACAAUCUCAUCGACCACAUCGCCGAAGGCACCUUCGUGCAGCUGCACAAACUGGUUCGCCUUGACAUGACCUCCAACCGCCUCCAUAAACUCCCGCCCGACGGGCUCUUCCUGAGGUCCCAAGGCGCGGGGCCCAAGCCACCCACGCCGCUGACCGUCAGCUUCGGCGGCAACCCCCUGCACUGCAACUGCGAGCUGCUCUGGCUGCGGCGGCUGACCAGGGAGGACGACCUGGAGACGUGCGCCACCCCCGAGCAUCUCACCGACCGCUACUUUUGGUCCAUCCCGGAGGAAGAGUUCCUGUGCGAACCCCCGCUGAUCACGCGGCAGGCGGGAGGCCGGGCCUUGGUGGUCGAGGGCCAGGCCGUGAGCCUGCGGUGCCGGGCCGUUGGCGACCCCGAGCCGGUGGUGCACUGGGUGGCGCCCGACGGGCGGCUGCUGGGGAACUCAAGCCGGACCCGGGUCCGGGGGGACGGGACGCUGGAUGUCACCAUCACCACCUUGCGGGACAGCGGCACCUUCACCUGCAUCGCCUCCAACGCCGCCGGGGAGGCCACGGCGCCCGUGGAGGUGUGUGUGGUGCCUCUGCCGCUGAUGGCGCCCCCACCGGCCGCUCCGCCCCCUCUCACCGAGCCCGGCUCCUCUGACAUCGCCACGCCGGGCCGACCCGGUGCCAACGAUUCCGCGGCUGAGCGCCGGCUGGUGGCCGCCGAGCUCACCUCGAACUCCGUGCUCAUCCGCUGGCCGGCUCAGAGGCCCAUUCCGGGCAUCCGCAUGUACCAGGUCCAGUACAACAGCUCGGCCGAUGACUCCCUUGUCUACAGGAUGAUUCCAUCCACCAGCCAGACCUUCCUGGUGAAUGAUUUGGCGGCAGGCCGCGCCUACGACCUGUGUGUGCUGGCCGUCUACGACGAUGGGGCCACUGCGCUGCCCGCCACGCGCGUGGUGGGCUGUGUGCAGUUCACCACGGCUGGGGACCCGGCGCCCUGCCGCCCGCUCCGGGCCCAUUUCCUGGGCGGCACCAUGAUCAUCGCCAUCGGGGGCGUCAUCGUCGCCUCGGUCCUGGUCUUCAUCGUCCUGCUCAUGAUCCGCUACAAGGUCUACGGUGAUGGAGAUGGCCGCCGCGUUAAAGGCACCUCCAGGUCGCCCCCGCGCGUCAGCCACGUGUGCUCGCAGACCAACGGCGCAGGGGCGCCACAGGCUCCGCCGCCGCCGGCUCAAGACCGCUACGAGGCGCUGCACGAGGUGACUUCCCUGGCUGCGGCCGCGGUGGCCGUCGAGGCGAAGGCCACGGCUGCCGAGGCCGUUUCCGCGGAGCCGGAAGCGGCCCUUGGACGCUCUCUGGGUGGCUCGGCCACCUCGCUGUGUCUGCUGCCGUCCGAGGAAACCACCGGGGAGGAGCCUUGGGCCGCGACGGGUCCUCGGAGGAGCCGUUCCGGAGCCCUGGGGCCGCCAGUUUCGGCGCCCUCCACUUUGGCUCUGGUUCCUGGGGGUGCCCAGGCCCGGCCGAGGCCGCAGCAGCGCUAUUCGUUCGACGGGGACUACGGGGCGCUCUUCCAGAGCCACAGUUACCCGCGCCGCGCCCGGCGGACAAAGCGCCACCGGUCCACGCCGCACCUGGACGGGGCUGGAGGGGGCGCGGCCGGGGAGGACGGAGACCUGGGGCUGGGCUCCGCCAGGGCGCGCCUGGCCUUUACCAGCACCGAGUGGAUGCUGGAGAGUACCGUGUGAGCAGGCGGGCGGGCGCCGGGACGCCUCGGUGCCCCUGGACAGACGCCCAGCCGCUGGGACGCCCAGGGCAGGACAUGGGGGAGAGAGGCAGCGCCGAGACGUUGGACUGGAGGGGGACAAGCCCUUCUCUUCCCCGGAGGGGGCGGGGCGGCCUCGUGCCCAGGGAGGGUAGGGGGCAGGCCGCCGGGCUCCCCUCCCCCACGCGCUCCCCGCCCCCCUCCUGCCCCUCUCCCCGCACGCUCGCGGACCUCGCUGGAGUCGGUGCCUUACACAGCGAAGCGCGGGGAGGGGCAGGACCCCCCGACACUGCAGCACUGAGACACGAGUCCCCUCACCCCGCCCGGGACCCGGGGCAGGGUGAGGGGCCCAUUUCUUGUAUCUGGCUGGACUAGAUCCUAUUCUGUCCCGCGGCGGCCUCCAAAGCCCCCCACCCCAUCCCGUUCACCUCCCUGGUCCCGUCAGGUCUGGCUUGGGGGGGGGGGUCCCCCUUCUCUGCCCCCCUCGUUUAUCUCCAUCCCGCCCCUUGUUGUCUAUGUCUCUGUCCUUCUCAACUUGUCUCUCCUUUCUCUGUCCCGUGGUCUCUUCUCCCGGAUUUGGUCCAGUCUCCCGUUGCUCCCGAUUUCCUCGCCCAGCUACUCAUUCUCCCGGGCCGGUCCCACUGGAAGGACCAGACUUUCCCCGAUUCUUCCUUGUUCCCCAAAUAAAUCCCCACACGAACAAAAUCCAAAACCAAAUCCCCCCGCCCAUACCGGAGCCGGGACCCUCCGCCGCAGCAGAAUUAAACUUUUUUCUGUGUCUGAGGCCGCUAUGCGUGACCUCUGUGUGUGUCCGUGUGUGUCUUGGAGGGGGGGGGGGUGACCUGGAUUGCAGCAGAAUGACUGUAAGUGAGACUACAGGAAGGGUGGCUGACUGGGGCCAGGGAGACUGGCAGACAGACCCCAAUCCUCUGAGACUUAGAGGUGGGGGAUAAUAAAAAUAAAAUGAUAAUAGCUAACACUUGAGUGCUUAUAUGUGCAAGCACUGUUCAAAGCACUCUUCAUGUCUUAAGUCAUUUAAUCCUCGUACAACCGUGAGAGAUCGGGACUGUUACAUCAUUUUUACAGGUGAGGAAAAUAAGGCCUGGAAGAGCUAAGUAAUUUGCCCAAGGUCACACAGCCAGAAGCUGACAAAAUUGGGAUCUAAAGGCAGGCAGUCUGGCUUCUGACACUAAAUCACGUCACUCUACUGCGAAAGUUAUUGAAUGUUCAUUCCACACGGAGGCAUCGUGCUAAACACAACUGCUCUCACUGAGAUCCGACAGCUGUGUGAGGUAGAUAUCUUUGGUCCCAUUUUACUGACAGGAAUCUGAUUCAGAGAGAGGUGAAGUCACUUGCCCAAGGUCCCCCAGUGAGAAGAUGGUGGAGCUGGCAGUUGGACCUCAAUAGCCGUUCCUUACCACUAAACUAUGUUGCGCAAGGGUCUGUGUCUGGAGGCUAGGGAAUGUCCCCAAUGACCUUAGCUGAGUGUGGGUACCCCCAA
Molecule: messenger RNA, 5118 nt
Organism: Choloepus didactylus (southern two-toed sloth)
Lineage: Eukaryota; Metazoa; Chordata; Mammalia; Pilosa; Megalonychidae
Gene: LRFN1
Product: leucine rich repeat and fibronectin type III domain containing 1
Exons: 5
Coding region: 1288-3600 (770 amino acids)
Molecular function (GO): protein binding
Source: RefSeq, a predicted model, not a curated record